GUGUGAGCAAUGACGGAAGUGGGAGACGACCAAAGAACAAGGCAGGGGCUGAGAGCUCAAAGUGCCUUCACCAGAGCCCCCAGGCUGAGAGCAAGAAAGAAGAACUUCUGUCCCAAGGAAAGUGAGGCAAGGACAUCAUUGGAGCCAACAUUUGCUUCAAGUUCCUGUGGCUGCUGACACUGUGCAGGACACUGAUGGCACCUGGCAGAGGAUGCUUCGCCCUGGCCAUUCUGCUGGCAAUCGUGGACACCCAGCUUGGUGAGGGCAUGCAGAUCCAAAGCUCAUUUCACAAGGAAGGAAAACAACUACGCUUGAUCUGUACUUUGCUGUAUAAGAAAGAAGAGGCUGAGGGGGUUAUAGUGUUUUUGUGCAAGAACAGAUCUUCUGACUGUUUCCCCGAGACCAGCUUGCAGCAACAGAGACUUAAACGGAAUCCUGGGAGAGAUGGUGUCAGUGAAAUACCAUCUCAUUUGGUGUUCACCAUAAACCAAAUCACACCAUCAGACAGCGGGACCUACCAGUGUUGUGCCAUAAGCCGGAAGCCAGACAUCCGCCUUCAGGGUCACUUUUUCUCUAUUUUAGUCACAGAGACAGGGAACUAUACAGUGAAAGGACUGAAACGAACAGAACACCCCAAGUUCAAUCACAGCAAAGGCAUUCUCAGUUCAGGCUUCCUGCAAGAAAACGCCUGGGUGAUGCUGGUCACUAGCCUGAUGACCUUGGCCCUUCAAGCUUUGUAAGCCUUGUGCCAGAAACUUAAAAAAAAAAAAAAAAAGUUACAGCAAGAUAAACCUGACUCUCUUUAGCUUGCUACCUUUCACAUUACAAAAUACAGAGAGAAGAUACUGCACAGGGGAGGAGAUGCUAAAUAUGCCAAGAAUCUGGGGAAUGCAAGGUGGGACAAAUGAAUAUAUUCCUUGACCUCCCCUCCUCAUCACCACAGGAAACCUGCCUUUCUUUCUCCCUCUGUCACCACUUAAAAAAGAAAAAAAGAAAAAAAAAAAGAACAGCUUUCACAAAAGUGGCUGGUGGACAGUUCUCACUAAAAUGCUGGAUAAGUAUGCAGUAUGUGUGUUUUUGUACCGAAGAAAAAGUCUUCCUCCCCCUUCUCUAACAUGGUAAAUAAAGAAGGCAGCCAAACAAAUUGAGAACACAAGUUUUUUGGGGAAGAAAUUUUUAUUUAACACUAAAAAGAAGAGAAAAGAAACAAGCAAAGAUAUGUAGGAUAGGAAAAGAGCCAGAGCCCAGUGACUAACUUGGCAUGAAAAUGAAGAAAUGGAGAGACCCCGGCAUUCAACAGCACCCCCACAGCACAAGGAAGUUUCGUGCACCCAGGUGCACCACAAAGCAUAACUGCCCAGCUUCAACCAAGUAUUUGUCAGCCUCUUUGGUCAUAUCUCUUUCCUUUUAAAUAAAUGCCCAGAGCAGUAUUUGCAGCCUUUUCUUCCCUCCUAAAUUCACAAAUCCUCUUGUCUUUCUCUUCAGACAGAUGACCUUUUGUCAUAGUCAAGUGGGGGUAGGGGGAAGGGGCAGAGGACGACAUCUACAGGAGACUCUAAGAACACAGACAAUUUCACUGGAGCUAAAUAGCAAACCAUCAAAAGGAAACAGACAGCUUACCUGCGAUCCUUGGCCAGGACCUGCCAAAUGUGGGAGCAAAGUUUUGUGGGAAGAGAGAGAGAAAAGGCAGAAAAAGAUGGCUUAGACCCUUAUUAGUGAUGGCGUCGACCCUCAAACUAAGGACUCUGGAUUUUGUGCCUUAUGGAGGGU
This is a messenger RNA of Lutra lutra (Eurasian river otter), 1770 nucleotides long. It is a transcript of the gene CD160, whose product is annotated as CD160 molecule. Gene Ontology annotation, biological process: regulation of adaptive immune response. Bases 195 to 740 code for a protein of 181 amino acids. Gene Ontology annotation, molecular function: transmembrane signaling receptor activity. The record is from RefSeq and is a predicted model, not a curated record. Gene Ontology annotation, cellular component: plasma membrane. The transcript has 5 exons. Lineage: Eukaryota; Metazoa; Chordata; Mammalia; Carnivora; Mustelidae.